This is a messenger RNA of Fusarium coffeatum, 1164 nucleotides long. RefSeq lists its product as uncharacterized. Gene Ontology annotation, molecular function: hydrolase activity. Bases 1 to 1164 code for a protein of 387 amino acids. The record is from RefSeq and is a predicted model, not a curated record. The transcript has a single exon. NCBI's taxonomy places the organism in Eukaryota, Fungi, Ascomycota, Sordariomycetes, Hypocreales, Nectriaceae.
AUGGAGCGCCCACUUACUGAUAUGGACGACUGUCCCGUGGCGCUGACGCAAAACCUCGUUCACAUCAACUCCGCAAGUCCAACCCUUGGUAGUGUCGGCGGUCCCGGAGAGACUGAGAUCGCGACUUAUGUAGCGUCGUGGCUUCGAAGCCGCGAUAUCGAGGUUCAUUGGAUUGAACCUACCAAAGGCCGGCCUUCAGUCGUUGGUGUAGCUCGCGGCUCAGGUGGGGGCAAAAACCUCAUGUUCAAUGGCCAUCUCGACACAGUUGCGUUGCUUGGCUAUGAGGGUGACCCCUUGAGUGGGAAAAUCGAAGACGGGAAGCUUUACGGCCGCGGCGCUGCGGACAUGAAGUAUGGACUAGCAGCGGCUAUGGUGGCUUUGGUCAAUGCGAAAAACCUCAACCUUAGAGGUGAUGUUAUAUUCGCGGGUGUAGCUGAUGAAGAAGAUACUAGUAUCGGAACGGAGGACAUAUUGCGCGCUGGAUGGACGGCUGAUGCUGCUGUUGUUAACGAACCGACGAAUCUUGAAAUUAUACACGCUCAUCGGGGCUUUGUGUGGUUCGAAGCCAAUAUUCAUGGCGUUGCAUAUCAUGGCUCCAGUCCGGAUAUGGGUGUCGACGCGAUCUCCAAGGCUGGCCAUUUCUUAGCAGAAUUGGAUCGCUAUGCUGAUCGGCUUGCGAUUAGAAAGAGUGGUUACGCUGGUAGCCUUUCCGUGCACGCUUCAACCAUCAAAGGAGGUGAAGAAAUUUCCUCAUACCCAGCAAACUGCACAAUCACCAUUGAGCGACGUACAGUACCAGGAGAAACACCUGCGAGCGUUGAAGAAGAGCUUGUCGAAAUCCUGGGGCGAAUUUCGAAGUCAACGCCAAAGUUUAAAUACGACAUCAAAGCGACGUUUAACCGAUCUCCAUUUGAGCUCUCAACCGACCAUGAGUUUUCUCAACUUGUGGGAGAGACACUUCAGUCUACGACUGGGGAAAAGUUGCCUUUCAAAGCGGCUCCCUACUGGCCUGAUUGUGCUUUGUUGGCCGAUGCAGGCAUUCCUGCGCUCUUGUGGGGACCGAAGGAAGAUGGAUUGCACUCCAAGAAGGAAUGGAUUGAGGUAGAGUCCAUCAAGACUGUUGCUCAGGGUCUGACUGCGAUUGCAGCCAAGUUUUGUAAAUAG